Messenger RNA from Perca fluviatilis (European perch), 2571 nucleotides. RefSeq names its product MAM domain containing glycosylphosphatidylinositol anchor 2a (gene mdga2a). Gene Ontology annotation, cellular component: membrane. The transcript is spliced from 15 exons. The coding region runs from base 385 to 2160 and encodes 591 amino acids. Gene Ontology annotation, biological process: nervous system development. Lineage: Eukaryota; Metazoa; Chordata; Actinopteri; Perciformes; Percidae. The record is from RefSeq and is a predicted model, not a curated record. Gene Ontology annotation, molecular function: protein binding.
CUACUCAGUCGGUUCAGUCAGUCGCGAGCAGCUCAGCUCUACGGUGACGUUAAGAGCAUCAACGUAAACCGAAAUAAACUUUCUGCUCUUUGGUUUGUGACCGGACACUUCACGCUUCGGAUUAACGGAUUUUUAACGGGAAACCAACAGAUAUUCUCCCAGCGUCUCUGUCUUUCCCGUCCUGUUCCGGUCCGAUCUGCUCACACAAAGACUCGACAGUCUCACAGUUCUUUUGAGGGCUCGUUUGGUUCAGCGUUGGUCUUCCAGGUCGGGCUUUUCCCACAGAACCACACAACAGGAUUCAGGAGAAUGGCCGAGCAGGGCGGAAGAGUUCACCCUCACUGAGCGGAGGAAGAGAAGAAGAGGAAGAGGAAGAGGAAGAGGAUGGAGCGAGCUCACAGCCUCCUGCUGAGCGAGGCGGCGUGCAGUCAGCUGGCCGAACAUCAGCGGCCGCAGUUCGUCUUCGAGUGGCUGACCCACCUGAAGAAACUACUUCCUGUCACCGACCGGGUCGACAUCAAACAGAACCAGCGGCGCCUGAUCGAGCAGCUAUCGGGCGUUCUGAUUGGCUCCCCCGGCCCGCCCACCCGCUGGCUGCUGGCCCACUGCGUGGCCCUGCUCUACCGCCUGGGAGACCCCAUCGCUGCGAGCCUAUUCGUCGACAGGUGCCAUGACAUCAUCCGCAGCAAAGACGACUCUCCCUCGGGACUCCCGACCCGACUGGCGGCCAUGGCGUGUCUCGGCUCUCUGUUUGAGCAGCUCGGCCGGAUGCUCGUCGGCUCCUUCAAAGACUCUCUGACCAUCCUGCUGAAGGCCAUGAAGAGCGCCGAGGUCUCUGCGACAGCUGGCCUGAAACCCCCGGAGGAAGUGAAGUGCCGAGGGAUUCUAAAAGCUGAGGAUCACACGCCUGCCUCUCAGGUUCUUAAGCAGAGUGCUCUGCCAUCCAGCUCACCUGACUGUCACCGCUGGAAACAGUCGAGAGUCCCCCCCGUGGUGGAGCCGGGGUUCACCGAGAUCCGGCAGGCUCUGGGCCGGGCGUUCAGCCUCUCGUGCCGCCUGCUGCGCGCCCACCCGGCGCGCCUGCUGCGCUACGAGUGGAAGCUGGGCUCCCGCCUGCUCACCGUGGGGCAGUUCGCCGACGACCGGGACGACACCAGCUACCUGGUCAAAGCUCUGAACCGGGAGGGCUACGGCGAGUACACCUGUGACAUCACCAACGAGGCCGGGGCCGGGCGCUGCACCUUCCUGGUCACAGGGAAGGCCUACGCUCCCGAGUUUUACUACGACACGUACAGCGCUCUGUGGCAGAACAAGCCUCGAGUCUACGGCUUCAAGCUGCAGUGGACGCAGAUGGAGCCCAACGCCGUGGACCGGAUCCUGGCCUACAGACUCGGGAUCAGACAGAAGAGUCAGUCUCGUUGGUGGGAGCAGGAGAUCGCCAUGGAGGGAAGCAUCCAGAAGGGUGAGCUGCUGACCUACAACCUGACCGAACUGGUCAAACCUGAGUCCUACCUGGUCCGCCUCACGCCCAUCACCCGCUACGGCGAGGGAGACACCACCGACACCACACCACGUACGGCUCCUGUUAACCCACAUCUCAGUAAACGAGACUUUGAGUACGCUGCGCCGAGACACCAAAUACACCCCCAACAGGAUUGCAGCACUACGCACUGCUCCAAACAGGGUUUCUACAUGUACAUCGAGACGUCGAGGCCUCGGCUGGAGGGAGACAAGGCCCGGCUGCUGUCGCCCACCUUCAACACCAACUCCAAGACCUCCUCUUCCUCCUCGGUCACCUACUGCUUCUCCUUCUACUACCACAUGUACGGGAAGCACAUCGGAUCUCUGCACGUCUUGCUGCGUCAGAAAGGUCAGACGGUGACCGACACCUCGGUCUGGACGCUGGUCGGUAACCAAGGAGACCGCUGGCGGCAAGCCAAGGUCAACAUCCACCCGGCCGCAGCCUUCCAGAUUGUGAUGGAGGGAGUCCGAGGCGCCGGCAUCGAGGGAGAUAUCGCCAUCGAUGAUGUCACCAUCGAGGAGGGCGAAUGCAAAGACCCGCCCCCCAACAAUCUAAGGUCGCUCGCCCCGCCCUCGUCGCCCCAUAUAUGGCAGCUGAGCGUCACUCUGAGUCUGGCUCUGAUUGGCCGGCAGAGGUGACCCCCUCCCCUCUUCCUACAGGACGCCACAACCUUUGACCCUUCUGUCUCUCAUCUCUCCAUCCAAUCCCAUCAUCCCCCACCAUUAAGCCCCACCCCCAACUACCAAAGAUGAGGUCAGAGCUGCAGAGAGACUUCCUGCCAACACAAAAGGUCAAAAGAUCACCGUGAGAAGGGACUACCAGAGCCACACCGAAUCUGCACACGCAGAGUUUAAACAAAUUUAAAAUAGAGAUCAUGUACGUUAACACAUCUCCACCCCGAGCAGAAAAACAGUCCAAAACUAAACGCCAGUUUGUUUCUCUCUGGCUAUAGAGAGCUGAAGUCCCGCCCCUCCCGGUGGACCUCAUGGGACCUUAAGUCAGAAAAAAUAUGAACGGUAGUGAACGGGGAGAAGCAAAUUAUUUUUUGA